Porites evermanni is the source of this 28729-nucleotide messenger RNA. The record is from the annotation of a GenBank genome assembly. Lineage: Eukaryota; Metazoa; Cnidaria; Anthozoa; Scleractinia; Poritidae.
AUGGAAGUCGCUGCAUGCGAGAGUGGUGAACGCCUCAGAGUCGUAAAAGGUGGAAGAUGUGGUAAGUAGAUACUCAGGGUUUUAUCUCAGUAACAUGUUAGUCUGCGAGCAAGCUUUCCUUUUCGAGUGGCGAACAGAGCGAGACUCGCGAGGACGCGCGGGGACGCGCGAGCGAGCGGGCCGGAGGUAAAAAAAAAGGACAUCCCCCAUCCCCCUUCCCCCCUUCCUUUCCUCGCAUCUCCUCUCGCAUGUCUUUCGCGCGUGACUUCACGACAUCCCUCAAUUGGAAAGAGAAAUGCCAAUAACAUAUGUAUAUCUGAUCCUGAAGGGUCACAAUCUACAUGAUGCAUUGUUAGAUGUUUGCUUCUUGUUCUGGCUGUUAAAUAGAAUUUUGCCUCAUUAAUGCACAUCAAUGGCGUGUACAUGUUGUUGUACUCUUCUGGCCAUUGCAGUGGAAUUCAUCUUUCAGUCGCCACCCUAAGAGCUUUGAAACAAAGUUUGCUCGUCACAGAUAAUAUAUUUGCUGCAUAAAUCGACCUUGCGUAGUUGAACAUGGUGCAUAUGUGAGAGGUUUUUCUGAGCCAAAAACUUGUUUUUCCUUCUCCGAAUCCCAGAUUAUUUUGUCCCUCGCAUUUUAAACUCUAAAUAAAGCAAAUGGUAAACGCUAAUGAGUGCGACUAUUAUGACACGUUUCUCGCGCCUUGUCAAAAAGUUUCGUUUGUCACUUUACAUUUUCCUCGCCCCUCUAUUGCGCUCUGUUUCCCACUCGACUUCAUUUCAUCCCUGCUGUCUACACUCCUCGCCCCAUAUUUUCCUGGUCCCUUCAAUGCGUGCUAUUUACCUCGUCGACUUCAUUUCUUACCCGCUUACCCUCUGUCUAAACGCCUAGGCCAGGGUAGGCACUUUCUUAUAGGACAACUGUGUGUUUGAAGCAAAAGCUUAGUUGGACGGCUAGGAAGAAGUGUCGCACUGUGUAAAGCGGAUUACGCCGCCUUAAUGGGUCUUUUCACCGGCGUCAAUGGUUUUGCUUUGUUUCACAGGUGGGAUGACUAGAAACAAACCUGACAUCUGCCCCAGUCCAUGGAAGGGGCUAGAUGGAAUCUGUGAUCGUAGGGGAGAUACCUGCCAGAGUAACGCUGAUUGUGAUCAGCAAGGAGGAGGAAAAUGCUGCUUCAACGGCUGCCAGAAAGACUGUGUUCAGUUUGGUGAGUUAAAUGAGCUGGGUAGUGGUAAAAUUGAUGGUUUUGUAUAUUUUGUUUGUUAAUACGAGCACCGGAGAACGUAUUAGCCGAGCAGAACGUCUUUUGUUUUCAAAUUCUCGGGUACCUAAAGGUGAUUCGGGAGUGUUAUGAAUGACAUUUUCAUACAAAUUCAGGCAAAGUGAAACUGGAAGAAAAGCGUUGUCCGGCCGCUGUUUUAAGUUUACUCGAGUGCAUCCCAUGGGUUUGGUUUGUCCAUCCGUGCAAAUAUUUGGACUUGUCUUUCUGCAGCGUUUUUUGUGUUGACUAUUGAGCUGCUCUCUUUUUAAUGCGCCGUUGCCAUAUUACGAACUCUACUCGGGGACUACCCUUAAAUUGCAUCCGGAACUCCACAAAGCAAAAUGUACAAAAAAAAAGUCACAUGAUGAUGCCAAAAGUGAACACAUGUUCCCGCCAUUCCCGCGCGUCCAUGAUCCCGCCAUAUAAAACUGUAAGGUCAUGAGCACAAAUAACAUACUAGUUAGUUCUACCGCUUUAUGGUUAAUUAUAGGCGGUCGCUUUCUUAGCCUGGAGUCCCCUUAUGAGCCCUUUGCAGCUAAACAAUGCAAUCAUAGGGUACAAAAACACCUUGAGGGAGUGCAAAACAGUAGGAACGUGGGUUGAACGUCAAACGUUAGCCGAGAAUCUCAAGAUUCGAGGGAAACAUAAUUACUUGUUUCCCGAGGGACCAGUCUUAUUACUGUAUUUGUCAUAUAGCUGGAAAUUAUGAAGCUGGAAGUUCAUUAAACCUCACUGUAACGGCGGUGGUCGGUCAACAUGCGUGGGUAGCAGGGCACUGUUCAGAGAAUUUAGCGGGAAACAGUUUCAUUGUUAGAUGUCAUGUGACCUCGAGGUAACCAAUGAGAGCGCGCGCUGGUGGGAAAAAAUUUCCAGCUGUAUAACAAUUGGAUUUAUGCAACUGGUCCCAGGAGUAAACAUGAUUAACUUCUUUUGUAGGUAAACUAAAAUGCCCUCAAAAGUGUCACCCUAAUGGCCGGUGCGUAGAGCUGGUGUUUGGCGGCCGACGGUGUGUUUGCAAUCCUGGAUUUGCAGGGGAUGGAAUAGAGUGUUCAGGUGAAUCAUUUUUGUGUAAAGGGUUUAUCAAUGUGUAUCAUUUACUGUUAAACUCAAGGUGCCACUUUAGAAACGAGGAGGGAACUGGGACGAGUCAAAUGAGCCAGAGACUUCUGGGACUGUUUGCGUCCCCAGUAGCGAUCCCACAAACUAUUGCGGGAAGCAUUUCGGCUCCAGUACCUUUCUCGUUCCAAAGAUCACGCGGAUCAUGAUGCAUGAAAGGAACUAAUGAAUCCUCCCUCUCCAGACGGGAUUUAGCGGUUCCUUUGAUACAUUCUGAUCUGAGUGAUGUUGGAUCAUUGAUCCUGAUCCGGAUCAUCCCAAAAGAACGUACCCUCAGAAAACCGUGAACACCUGAAAUUUUGGAUAUUGUGCUCCAAAGGAAAAGCCCAUCAGAACAUUGUGCUUUGCUUGCAUAUUCUUUUUUCUUUUUCUUUUUCUUUUUUUUGUGUCCUUGGUCACUACGUGUUGAUCAUUCUUAAAAUAUUUCAGUUUUUCUAAGCCAAGUCUUAUCUCUGUAUUGUUGGCCGUUUUCAUUGUUCUCUGAGUGUACGGUUGAAUUGCACAACCUUGUAUGUAGUACUAUGGGUAUGUACAGUUGGGGUGUAAUGAAAUUUAGUAAGUUUGGUUUGUCCUUGUGUGGAUUUCAAAUCUUUCCAGGUGUAGGGGCACUGGGGGUGCACUUUCACGAAAACUCAAGGAGUGCUCCCACGAUUAUAUAUGGCGUUGUUAGAUUUCGGUUGACACACGUUCAGCGUGAUUAAAACGAUUCUAAAUUGAUUGUGAACUUUUGAAGACUCCACACGCUUUGUGAUUGGCUGAGAAAUAGACUGAGAGUUGUGGUCAUUUAUUUUCCUCUUGAACAUUUGCCAAAACGGGAGGACAAGUGGAAAUGUCUUCCCUCCUUCCAUUUUACGCGCGCUCGGGUAUUGUUCUCGCUCUAGCAUUUCCGGGGAAAAUCAGGGAUUACAGUUGAGCCUCUAUUAAGCGGCAUUAAUCAAAGUCCCGAAUUAAUUGUAGAAAAGAAAAAAAAAAUAAAAACCCUGUUAAACGGCCACCUUUUGGCCGUCCCAACGAGUGUUCUGUCAUAGUUGUCACCUCUAAUAAGCGGCCAUCAAGCGCUUAAUCCAGUUAGUUUGGCUUUUUUUAAAGAAUAUGAUGAAGGAAAAUACAGUCCGAGAGAGAAGGUGACGACCGAUUGUGGACGAGUAAUGCUGCCCCCGUCUCGUGUUUGUUUCAACAGAAAAGAUGUUUCCGCUAAAGGUUAUGCUCAUGUUAUGCUAAUUUAUGACGAACCACUUUUGUGCGGCCAAGCGGCCACUUGCCAGUACUCCGAGGAUGGCCGCUUAAUGGAGGUUCAACUGUAUUCGUAGUCUCGCUGAAAAUCUCGCCCUGUUUUCUUCACCUCCUAUUCAGUCACAACUUGCGCACUCACGAAAUUAAAUUAACAUACUCGUUUUGCUGGUAUUGUAGCUGAUCCUUGCAGUGUGAAGAAAUGCGACCAUCAUGCCCAUUGUAACAAUGUUGAUGGCGUCGGUAAAUGUGUCUGCCCAGAGGUGUGUCCAAGAAUUUUUGCACCCGUGUGUGGAUCCGAUGGAAAUGUGUAUGACAACGACUGUCUGAUGAGAGUCGCAUCAUGUAAACAACAGAAAAAGAUCACAUUUGCCAGCAAAGAAACGUGCAGUAAGUAGACAUAAAAAGGGGAGAUACCUGCCAGAGUAACGCUGAUUGUGAUCAGCAAGGAGGAGGAAAAUGCUGCUUCAAUGGCUGCCAGAAAGACUGUGUUCAGUUUGGUGAGUUAAAUGGACUGGGUAGUGGUAAAAUUGAUGGUUUUGUAUAUUUUGUUUGUUAAUACGAGCACCGGAGAACGUAUUAGCCGACCAGAACGUCUUUUGGUUUCAAAUUCUCGGCUACCUAAAGGUGAUUCGUGAGUCUUAUGAAUGACAUUUUCAUACAAAUUCAGGCAAAGUGAAACUGGAAGAAAAGCUGUGUCCGGCCGCUGUUUUAAGUUUACUCGAGUGCAUCCCAUGGGUUUGGUUUGUCCAUCCGUGCAAAUAUUUGGACUUGUCUUUCUGCAGCGUUUUUUGUCUUGACUUUUGAGCUGCUCUCUUUUUAAUGCGCCGUCGCCAUAUUGCGAACUCUACUCGGGGACUACCCUUAAAUUGCAUCCGGAACUCCACAAAACAAAUGUACAAAAAAAAAGUCACAUGAUGAUGCCUAAAGUGAACACAUGUUCCCGCCAUUCCCGCGCGUCCAUGAUCCCGCCAUAUAAAACUGUAAGGUCAUGAGCACAAAUAACAUACUAGUUAGUUAUACCGCUUUAAGGUUAAUUAUAGGCUGUCGCUUUCUUAGCCCGGAGUCCCCUUAUGAGCCCUCUGCAGCUAAACAAUGCAAUCACAGGGUAUAAAAACACCUUGAGGGAGUGCAAAACAGUAACGUCAUCUUUGUUUCGUUACCCGACUGCGUUUCAUGCUCGCCAGUAAUUCGUUGUUGUCCGAUGUGACUGCUGCAAGGGGCCUAUCGACCUACUGGCCUAUUGAAGAAGCUGGAGGGGCUAUUGAAGAAGCUGGAGUUUGACUGGGUUGAACGUCAAACGUUAGCCGAGAAUCUCAAGAUUCGAGGGAAACAUAAUUACCUGUUUCCCGAGGGACCAGUCUUUAAGUUAUUAAUUUUGUCAUAUAGCUGGAAAUGAUGAAGCUGGAAAUUCAUUAAACCUCGCUGUAACGGCGGUCGUCGGUCGUCGGUCAACAUUCGUGGGUAGCAGGGCACUGUUCAGAGAAUUUAGCGGGAAACAGUUUCAUUGUUAGACGUCAUGUGACCUCGAGGUAACCAAUGAGAGCGCGCGCUGGUGGGAAAAAAUUUCCAGCUGUAUAACAAUUGGAUUUAUGCAACUGGUCCCAGGAGUAAUCAUGAUUAACUUCUUUUGUAGGUAAACUAAAAUGCCCUCAAAAGUGCCACCCUAAUGGCCGGUGCGUAGAGCUGGUGUUUGGCGGCCGACGGUGUGUGUGCAAUCCUGGAUUUGUAGGGGAUGGAAUAGAGUGUUCAGGUGAAUCGUCUCUGUGUAAAGGGUUUAUCAAUGUGUAUCAUUUGCUGUUAAACUCAAGGUGCCACUUUAGGAACGAGAAAGGAACUGGGACAAGUCAAAUGAGCCAGAGACUUCUGAGACUGUUUGCGUCCCCAGUAGCGAUCCCACAAACAAUUGCGGGAAGCAUUUCAGCUCCAGUACUCUUCUCGUUCCCAAGAUCACGCGGAUCAUGAUGCAUGAAAGGAACUAAUGAAUUCUCCUUCUUCCAGAUGGGAUUUAGCGGUUCCUUUGAUGCAUGCUGAUCUAAGUGAUGUUGGAUCAUUGAUCCAGAUCUGGAUCAUCCAAAAGGAACGUACCCUCAGAAAACCGUGAACACCUGAAAUUUUGGAGUGAUAUUGUGCUCCAAGGAAAAAGCCCGUCAGAACAUUGUGCUUUGCUUGCAUAUUCUUUUUUCUUUUUCUUUUUUUUUUGUGUCAUUGGUCACUACAUGUUCAUCAUUCUUAAAAUGUUUCAGUUUUUCUAAGCCAAGUCUUAUCUCUGUAUUGUUGGCCGUUUUCAUUGUUUUCUGUACGGUUGAAUUGCACAACCUUGUAUGUAAUAUUAUGGGUAUGUACAGUUGGGGUGUAGUGUAAUUUAAGUUUGGUUUGUCCUUGUGUGGAUUUCAAAUCUUUCCAGGUGUAGGGCACUGGGGGUGCACUUUCACGAAAACUCAAAGGAGUGCUUCCACGAUUAUAUAUGGCGUUGUUAGAUUUCGGUUGACAAACGUUCAGCGUGCUUAAAACGAUUCUAAAUUGAUUGUGAACUGUUAAAGACUCCACACGCGUUGUGAUUGGCUGAAAAAUAGACUGAGAGUUGUGGUCAUUUAUUUUACACUUGAACAUUUGCGAAAACGGGAGGACAGGAGGAAAUGUCUUCCCUCCUUCCAUUUCACGCCCGCUCGGGUAUUGUUCUCGCUCGAGCAUUUCCGGGGAAGAUCACGGAUUACAGUUGAGCCUCCAUUAAGCGGCAUUAAUCAAAGUCCCGAAUCAAUUGUAGAAAAUAAUGAGAACUUAAACCUCUAUUAAACGGCCACCUUUUGGCCGUCCCAACGAGGGUUCUCUCAUAGUUGUCACCUCUAAUAAGCGGCCAUCAAGCGCUUAAUCCAGUUAGUGUGGCUUUUUUUCAAGAUUAUGAUGAAGGAAAAUACAGUCCGAGAUAGAAGGUGACGACCGAUUGUGGACGAGUAAUGCUGCCCCCGUCGCGUGUUUGUUUCAAAAUGGAAAGAUGUUUCCGCUAAAGGUUAUGCUCAUGUUAUGCUAAUUUAUGACGAACCACCUUUGUGCGGCCAAGCGGCCACUUGCCAGUACUCCGAGGAAGGCCCCUUAAUGGAGGUUCAAUUGUAUUCGUAGUCUCGCUGAAAAUCUCGCCCUGUUUUCUUCACCUCCUAUUCAGUCACAACUUGUGCACCCACGAAAUUAAAGUAACAUACUCGUUUUGCUGGUAUUUGUAGCUGAUCCUUGCAGUGUGAAGAAAUGCGACCAUUUUGCCCAUUGUACCAAUGUUGAUGGCGUCGGUAAAUGUGUCUGCCCAGAGGUGUGUCCAAAAAUUUUUGCACCCGUGUGUGGAUCCGAUGGAAAUGUGUAUGACAACGACUGUCUGAUGAGAGUCGCAUCAUGUAAACAACAGAAAAAGAUCACAUUUGCCAGCAAAGAAACGUGCAGUAAGUAGACAUAAAUAUUGUCNAAUUUUUGCACCCGUGUGUGGAUCCGAUGGAAAUGUGUAUGACAACGACUGUCUGAUGAGAGUCGCAUCAUGUAAACAACAGAAAAAGAUCACAUUUGCCAGCAAAGAAACGUGCAGUAAGUAGACAUAAAUAUUGUCCAAGCAUUUUUAGUAGGUUUAACCCUUUAAGUGUCAAUAGUGACCAACAGCAAUUUUCUCCUAACGAUAUCCAUACAUUGUCAUGAGAUGAGGCUAUGAGAAUUUAUAAAAUGAACACCUAAAAGAAAAUACUUUGAUCUGUUAUCAAAUUCUCUCAACUAAUUCUUAAAGGAAAUGUAUAGAGAUCAGUUUGGAGAGUUUGUAUGUGGAUAUUGGGGCUUAAAGGGUUAACUGUCAUACUAUCUCAAAUAUAAUCGAAACCAUUCAGUAGAUAUAGUAGUGAAAGUGGAAGGUGAUCUCAGGGCAAAAAAAAAAAUCGCUCAGUUUGAGGUCUGUAUGGUCUUUAUAUCUGUGAGGUUCUUAAAGAAAUUUUUUCCUACCUUACUAAUCAUCACUGGCGUCUCGAAAUUCAAACAAUGUUCAGAGAGCAAAAUCUCAAAAGUCACUCUCUACUUAUGGGUGAUCAGCUUCCUUGCAACCAUUUCAGUGUCGUGUUAUUCCAAGGCUGAGGUUCAAACAUGCUCCAAAACAAUAAAGCCUAACGAACUAAAAGUAUUAAGCAGCUCGCCUAAUGACUGAUGAAACGUUUCCAUUUUUAAAUUUGAUGAAUUCCAUGCAAGCCAGCAAUUCCUUAUAUGAAGACGAUUAUUCCUGUUUUACUUAUUGUUACGUUAAAGGGGCUGUGUUACAAGGAUACUCCUGUAUUAGGUCAAUUCUGUGCUUAAGUCAUUGUUUUACCCAUACACAGAAUAUUCUUGUAGAGUUAUAAAGAAGAUAUGUAACAAAUUUUAUGAGUGAGGACUAAGCGCAGAAUGUUUUAGUGAUUUAUGCAGGCAUAACAUUAAACGUAAAAAAUAAGCACCAUUUUUCACGUUCCAAUCCAGGCCUACCCUUGCCAUCCAUAGCAACAGACGACAAGAAACAGUUUCAAUGCCAGAAUAUACUCUUAAAUAACAAAACUUGGGCACCAUUUUUGGAAUUCAAUUGGUGCGAAGACACGGCCUAGCUUGUUUGAGAUAUCAAUUACAGUAAAACGCCGCGAAGAAGAACCUAGGAUUUAAGAUCCUGCUGGCACAAAUUUGUCAUUUUAAUACUCCAAAAUGUAAGAACCAGUUUAGCCAAGAAAAAUCAACAGGUUCUUAUGUUGGGUUAGACUACAUUUUCAUAAACAUUUUGAACAAAAGUUUGUUAUUAUUAUUUCUAGUUUAUUUAUUUAUUUAUUUAGUCAGUCAGUUAGUUAGUUAGUUAGUUAUUAAUAUAUUUAAUAAAUGCAUAAUGUAUACAACCAUUGUUGAAAACUGCAUAUCUUCUAGCUGUUAACCUAGUUUUGUUAGAUUCUUGGUAAAUAAAUGCCUAUUAUGAAGGACCAAUACCAUUUAUAGCAAUUUCUUGUAAUCAACAGCAGUAUCCUUCUUCAUUAUUUAGACUAAACUUCCAAUAAGUACUCCAAACUAUAAGAAUCUAUUUUGCCAAACUUCAAAAAAUCUAGGUUCUUCUUUACGGCGUUUUAUUGUAGCGUGACACAGCCCCUUUAAAACAUGUGAUUAAUAUGUAUUACACUCAACAGAACCAGAUCCAUGCAAGAAAUCCAAGUGUAGUCACCCACAACAUACAUGUAUGGAGACAUCGAUAGGAGCCGUGUGCGUGUGUCCCCCAACACCAUGCACACUGGAGUUUGUACCUGUGUGUGGCUCAGACGGUAAAACAUAUCCUAACAGUUGUGUGAUGAGGGUAACGGCUUGUGAAAACAGUCAAAACAUCACUCUGGCAAGUCAGGGAGAGUGCAACACAAAUGACACAAGUAAGCAGCUAUUGAUGACAAUACGUUCGAAUUGUGGAGGAAACUUUUCGGUAACAACUUCUUACGGUAGCAAUUGUUUAUAGACUUUUGCUGGAGCCGCUAAUUGACUUGCGUAAAGUUUGCGAUCGACUGCAGUAGUUAUUCUGGAAACCUGUAAUAAGCGUGACAAAAGAACCCUGUUCAUACGUCGCCACCUUUUCUGCUAGUAGUUACGAGCCCGACCUAACACCUUUGAUAUUUGCUAAGCCGUGUUGUGUACCGUACUGAUUUAAUUUCAGACCCCUGUGAUGUGCCAUCCCUGUGUACACACCCCUAUCAUCAGUGUCAAUUGGUGGGUACCAAAGCAGUGUGUAUGUGUCCAAUGAUUAUUCCAGCAAACCUGGCGCCAGUGUGUGGCUCUGAUGGACUGACAUACCCUAAUGCAAAAGCACUCGAAAGCAUGAGCUGUCUGGCAAACAGAAUCGUUGACGUACAGUAUGAGGGGGAGUGCAUUGGUGAGUCCUAACCUUCUUUGAGCGGAUACCUCUCCUAAGCCAACUGGUUUUCUGGUCGCAAGAUUAGAGAUUCUAAGACGAUUCUAAGACGACGACUGCGAGAACGAGAUUGUCUCAUAUACUAAGUAGAGUGCGCAUAAACCAGCGUCAUUUUGGCGGGAAAGCAUAGUAGCCGUCGUCAUUCCACCACAGGUUUUAGUGUCGCAAUGAAGAAAACCGGUUAUUUAGCAAUUAAUGAAUUCGGCUUUCGUAGAAUAUGACGAAUUAAGCAGAUCGGCCAAGGUUGAUAACACCCUCCGAGAUCUGCUUAAUUCUUCAUAUCCUACGAAAGCCGAAUUCAUUAAUUGUUUUUUUUAUUCAUUCGAAAUACUUCCUAGUGUAAAACCAUAGCUAAAACAUGCUUACCUGCGUCGAUGUUAAGUUCAUCUUCGAUAGUGUACGUUUAGGUUUUUCCUGCUCCGCAAAUAUUCUCCAAAUAGCAGAUGUCGCCCUCCGAGUUGUCGUCUUGCUGUUUUUGCCAUGUUUUUACUAUUAUUUCGCCUAGUUCCAGCUGUAGUUCUUACUUCAUGAAACGAGUGAAAUGUCCGCCAUUUUUUUUUCACAACCAAAACAACUCAACCUCGUUUCCAGGUCUUCUCGGUAACGGUGACUUAACCUGUAGCGGGCUCAUUUUUAACGUCAUUUCCUCUUUGAACACAGAAUUCAUCCAAAUUUGGUUAUCAGUGACUGGUUAUGGUGAAUUAUGCGUGUGCUUUUAGCCAAUCAGAAUUGGGGAAAUAUUUUGAAUGAAUAAUAACAGAUGUUAACGUUUUAAGACAGAAUCCGUCAGGAAAUUGAGUAAUUCUAAUUUCCAGUGGACAAAAACCUUGUACCAGAAUAAUUUAAAGCACAUCGCAUUCUUUUGUACAUUUUUCAAGGGCUAAAGAUGUAAUUAGUCAUCUGUAGAAACACCAAAGAAAAUUUCUUAUGGGAGCCCUAGAAAAUAGAUGUCAAACAUCACAAAAUGACAUCUUACAAUUGACAUUUUCAGAGUUUUACCUCUGUUUUUACAAUUCUGGUGAAAUUUGACAUUUAUUUUCUCGGGCUCUCAUAAGAAAUUUUCUUUGGUGUUACUAGAGAUGACUAAUUACAUUUUUAGCCCUUGAAAAAUUAAAAAGGAAUGCUCUACUUCUUAAAUUAUUCUGGUACAAGGUUUUUGUACUCAAUUUCUUGGUGGAUUCCGUCUUAACAUUUUGUGUUCGGGAGAGUGCUUAACCACCUUCAAUAACAAUUACCUUGUUAACUUUUCUGAGAAUUCGCGAAAAAAAAAACUCGCGUCCUCUGUUUAUCUUCGUCUUCAAAUCUAAAAGUCUUUAUUAUUUGCUUUCGGGAGGUGGACAUUUCAUUGAAGUUUCAUCUUUUUCAACUAGAGUGCUAUGACGUAGAAAAGUUUGGUAUUUGGGAUAAGUGCUUGCUUACCGACAACAGGUGGCUACUCUUGGAUGUUCGACUAUAUAGAUUUAGUUCUUGUUUUCACAAGGUGAAGAUGGGAUUUUUUAUACUAACUGAGAGCAAGCUCAUUGGCCGCGUUUUGUAUCCUGGUUUUUGUUAGUUUUGCUGUAGAAUUAAUGUUAUGUCUUAUGUGUUAAGUUUGCACUGAACAAUUGGCAACGGAAUAUAUUGUAGAUUUCGGACUUAACUUUGCUAUAUUUUGGUAUUGAUGAGGCUAAUUAAAAUUACUUUUCCAUUUACAAUAGUUCCAACAGACCCUUGUGACAUUUCGCUAUGUAGUCAUUCUCGGCAUCAGUGCCAGGUGGUGGAUGGCAUGGCAACCUGUGUCUGCAAUGAAAUCUGCCCGCUUAUCUUGAUGCCUGUCUGUGGAUCUGAUGGCCAGACAUACCCGAAUAACUGCUCCCUUGAGGUUGAAGCAUGCGUGACUGGCAAAGAACUUACCGUGGUUGCAAUGGGAGAAUGCGGUAAAAAUAAGUUAUCAUAUUUACAUUAUUCUCAAUCCCAACACUCCUAAAUGUUGCCUAAGUCAAAAUUAGACAUAUUUUCAAAUUUCAUCUUGUAAAUUGCUGAAAAACAAGUAGCAGCAUUUGAAAGCACGGAAAGAGACGUUUUUUUUCAAGGGUCACACCACGGGAUUUCAAGUUAGAUGCACCUUACAAGACUCUAUCAUUCACUCUGGGAGUGCAAAGCGAAACCAUAAUUAAUGGCGAAACAUACGAUCAACUUGCAGCACGAGUCGUAUCAUGUAAAUCAGACGUACAACAAUUAUCUGUUAUUGUACGGUUUGAUUAAGUCGACACUGUUCUCGUUGUGAGCUAAUUGAAGAAUAUCGCAUGCGUCUAAGGUAUAGCGUGUAAAUAGGCCUUUAGAGUUUCGUGGCUGGUAAUAUUUGUAUUUGUUAGUUCGAGUUUCUUAAGUUUAGCGUACAUUUUAUUUGACUUUCUGGAUACUAAAUCAGUGGUUGGCACCCAUGGUCAUGACCUCUGCGUUGGCAGAAAAUGAGUACUCGUCAGGAGGAGGGCAAACGGCGGUUAAGGUUUUGGGGGGCGGGGCAGGGUCUGUUAGUUAUGGUAUUCCAUUUGGUUCUUGGGCAAGAUGUCAACUGGUAAAUUGCCCUGUCUCCUCUUCCAGUUGCAAUAUUCAUUUAUUUUAUUAUACUUUACUUUGUUUUUCUUUAUCUAACGUACUUUAUAUUUUUAUGUUCAUAUUUAACAAUUAUUCGCCGAAGGCGAAGUUAAUAUUGUUGAAUAAUCCCCGAGACGAAGUCGAGGGGAUUAUUCAACCAUAUUAACUGAGCCUGACGUGAAUAAUUGUUUUAGUAUAUUCACACGACGUGAUCUCAACAGAAUCAGAAAGGAAACCAUUAAAAACACGAUUAGUUUGAUUGACGAGUGAAUUCUUGCGCGAACAUGUAGCCGUAAACAGCAGAUGCAUAACAACAGUAUUUUCAAACAUGGCAAAUCAUAGUUUUAAUUGUUUUGUAAACUUUAGCAUCAGUGAUUGAAAAGAAAGCGUUGAAAGUUUAAAUAACUCCCCUUUCUGAGAAGAAACACAGAGCUUUAUUUGCUUCUGUCAACUCACCGUGAAUGAGACAGUUUUUUUGUCGCUUCUUGCAAAUGCUGUUAACAGCGGCUACGAUCGAGGUGAGCGUGUUCCUUGCCAUGUUAACUUGCUGGCACGUACAAUUUUUUGAAAAUAUUUGCUUUCCUUCUUUUCUCCGUAAAUUAACUUCCAUUUCCAGGCAAAAUUGGUCUUGCGAGGAAAUCCCGAGUUCACAAAACAGUGACAAAGCGGCCUCCUUUUCCGCUGUGGUGGUCAAUAAAAACAUUGCUUCAAGCGUAUGAAAGUUAACUACAGUAGAUCACUUCGCAAAAAUCACGCUGUUUACACACCAUGAAGUCUUCUCUUACCUUCAAAAUCAUCAACUCUGGGAUAUUCUUGUAUUUAAAAAAAGUUCUUACUCUGCCUGGCAAAACACCCAGUUCACUACAGCGAUUUUGUUUUGCUUUAUAUUCACCGCCCAGCGCGGUGAAUAUAACGUCAUAGUCCGAGAUAGCGAACCAAUCAGAUUGCUUGAAUCACCAAGAUCAUUGAGUGUGUGUAUACUAAUAACUAAUAACAUGCAACGAAUUCAAUAAAGUGAAGUAAAGGAUUUCGUUUUAACGGUUAGCGCCAAUCGCUGAUGUUGUGACCCACCCAUUCUGUUACGCUGCCAAACUUUUGAGUGAGCUGGAUUUUUUUCCUUUAAUAGAUCAGUGUGCAAACAUGGUGUGCCCCGAUCCGAGAAAGUAUUGUAGAGUGAUGAACGAUUCGGCAAGCUGUGUAUGCAAUGAGAUCUGCACGUCUGACUGGCGUCCUGUUUGUGGAUCGGAUGGUAAAACGUAUCCAAAUGAGUGCAGUCUGGAAGUGGAAGCUUGUACAACCGGCAAGAAACUGAGGAAAGUCCAUCCUGGAGAAUGUGGUAGGGGUAAUAUAUCAGUUAAAAUAGUACUGGUGUAAACUUUCUUUUUCGCAGAUUGUUUUACUUGUAGACUCAAUUUAUCUGCUAAGGUCUCCUUUCUCCACAUGAUCUUAAGCCAUGCAAAAUUUCCCUCGUACAGUCAACUGCAUAAACAACAAAUAAAUGAAAUUUUGAAAAGGAAAGUGGGGGGGGGGGACUUUACAAGAUAACUAUGCAGGAAUUCAGUCUCAGGGGUCGAUUGUUAGCAGAUAUUCCUUUAGUUCUUGUCCUGACUCCACGUUGAAAAGAUGCAUUGUGAUGAUUAGAGGUAUUUUGUUCCAAAAGACAGCAGCAGCGUAUCUAACAGUGACUUUGCCGUAAUGAGGUCUAGGUCGCUGGAUAAACAUUUGCAGUUGUCCCAACUGUAAUUUGCUGAUUUCAGUGAUAUUUUAUAUGCCUAAUCUACUAAACAGUGGUCUAUCCUAAGGUGUGAUCAUUCAGAUAAAACUUCUUCAACAGUACUUUCGCAUGAUUUCAUUUAUUUUCUAAGUAGUUCUAACUUUUCGAGUCUGUGGAGGGAUUCCUUACCAUUCAAAUGAAACUCUUUGGUAGUACUGUUACAUCGUACUAUUUUUUCUGCAUUUAAUAAACGGAACAUUCAACAUUUUUAGGGGAAUUUUAACUUCAGGCACUUCUCGAAGUGAAAAGGCUUAAUCAGUUCUUUGUCUUUGCAUUUCAGCGGAAAAGUUAACCUGCCCUCGUAUUGAUCCUACGCCUGUUUGUGCACGGCCUUCGAAACCCAACUGUUUUACAGGUGGACCCAAGUGUGGUGGUGGAAAGGCUUGUUGUCUUGAUCAUGACUGUACUCAUAAGUGUGUCGACCCUGCUUUACCCGAUGGUAAGUUGGUAUUAAAACAAAUAUUUCGGUUCCUUGAAAAUCGCGGACGUUUAACUUUGAAAUUGAAAUUUUUUUUGAAAGUCGCGGAAAGGUAUAAUUUUGAGAGGAGCUUUUAAACGUUUCGUAUACUGAUUAGUGGGGGUGGGCAAUCCUAGAAUCGCUGAAGGAGAUUCGUUGCAUUCAAAGAUUUUUAUAGAUUUGUUUAUUGUUUACUUUAGGCAGUAGACCAGGUGAAUGUCCAAAGCUAAAUCCAAUACCAGGAUGUGCAGCAGUGAAUGGUUGUGUGUCGGACGGUAUUUGUAAUCUUGGAGAGAGAUGCUGCCUUCAAACAAACUGCACCAAGAAAUGUGUCAAGGUUGUUGUUCCACCACCACCCCCACCACGUCCCAAACCCAAACCCGGUGAGUAUAAACUAUGACAUGCUUUCUAUUUCAGUCCGUUUAUUGGGUGGGGAUGGGGAGGGACUUAAAAAUAAGACAAACAUACGUCCAGAUAGUAAAUUUUCCGAAUGAAGUGCAUACCGAAACUCCGAGCAAAGAAACUCGUUUAAUCUUCGCGUCUACUCGGGCCUUUGUGCUAGGGACGUAAUACAUAACAUCCCCUCCUUCAAACUUCAUGGUUUUAAUCGCUUCCUGGUCAGUACAACGAAGUUCAGUGGAAGUACCAUCAAAGUCCCCGCCCCCACCCCACCUCCACUGGUGGCGGUUGACGUUUCAUUUCCACAAUAAUCAGCAUGUCUAUUGGCCGGUCGAUUGUGGUUACUUUCCAUAACUUUGUUUCCCAUGACAGGGAAAUACGUAUGCAGAGGAAUAUUUUACUACCUAUCGUAAUAUCUCCUAUAUUGCUGGAACUUAACCUUGCCUAAAAUUAAAGUGUUAUUUUGUCAUAUUUUCAGCUGGUAAGUUGACCUGCCCUCUCAUUGAUCCAAUGCCUGGCUGCGCACGGCCUUCCAAACCCAACUGUUUUACAGGUGGACCUAAGUGUAGUGGUGGAAAGGCUUGUUGUCUUGAUCAUGAUUGUACUCAUAAGUGUGUCGACCCUGCUUUACCCGAUGGUAAGUUGGCAAACAAAUAUUUUUGUUCCUUGAACAUUGUGACCCUUUUGACAACUGGAUGUUGCUUUUUGAAAGACGCGGAAAGGUAUAAUUUUGUGAGGGGCUUUAAAACGUUUGGUGUACUGAUUAAUUAAGGGUAGGCAAUUCCAGAAUCGCUUUUGGAGUUUUGUUGCUUUCAAAAGUUUUUACUAAUUUGUUUAUCGUUUACUUUAGGUAGUAGACCAGGUGAAUGUCCAAUGCUAAGUCCAAUACCAGGAUGUGCAGCAGUGAAUGGCUGCGUGUCGGACGGUAUUUGUAACCUUGGAGAGAGAUGUUGCCUUCAAUCAGACUGCACCAAGAAAUGUGUUAAGGCUGUUGUUCCUCUAACCCGACCCAUGCGCCCACAUGGUAAGUACAUGGAAAAAAAUAUAACGAUGGCGGGACUCUCAAUUCAAGUUUUUGUUGUCUCCCCAAAACAAAAUCAAAGUGAAAACUUUGGUGAGCUCGUGGAUACGUUGUUUGCAAAAUAAAAUCAGUAAAAUAUUUUCUAGGUUUCUUUUUUGUUGAAAUGGCAUACUCAAGAAAAAUUCCGACUGCCGUACAUGUACCUGUCAAAACACACUCCCAGUAACUCCGAUUUCAUUUUCUAUCAAGAGAAGAUACUUAGAAAACGUUUAUUUUCCAAAUGUAGUGCGAACAGGAAUGUGCGUAAAUAUUUAUUUCGGCUCGUCACUUUUUAUUGACUGUUUUCUUGUUUAUUUUAAAAUUCGUCAAGGGGUAUUCAUCUUAGAGAAAAAGCAUUCUAUGGGCAAACCAAAGAAGGGCAAUUGUAACCCACCGUGUCAUCCUUAUGGAAACUGCGUAAAGGUCAAUGGAAAAUACACUUGUUCUUGUGCCAGAGCUUGUCCAAGGAUAUACAGCCCUGUGUGCGGUACAGAUGGAGUCACGUAUAGUACCGAGUGUAUGCGGAUGUAUUUGGUUUGUAAAAAGGGCACUGAUGUUAGGUUCAAGCAUUCAGGAAAGUGCAGGGAAGGUCUGUAUUGCUUGUAAUUCUUUCUUAGAUAGCGACUUGUAGUGCAAUAAACAUCAAUGCAUGGUUACCUAAACUGUUGAAAGUGCUGAGGUUUUGUUGGCUUGACCUUACGUCGAGUGAGAACACCAAAUAACGAAUACCAGGUUCAAGUUCUCGUUAUUUCGCACUAUUCAAGUUGAUAUAGUAUAAGAUGGCUUACAGAAUCAGUAGGUUAACAAAUGAUGAAAAGUAAAUAUAAUAUACAGGUUUGUUGAUAUGUGCAUAGUGACCAAAGUAGCCGAAGCUUACGUGUUGGUCACAUCCGUUCCAUUCAUCCGUUAGACAAGGUUGUUUGAUUUGGGUACGCGUUUAUGGCUCGUCUACUCAUUUACUUUUUGCUAAGGAAGCUGUGUAUUCCUUAUUUCUCAAACGUGACCAGAGAAGUUUCAGGGGAAAUUAACUUUUUAUUAUACACAAGGUAUGGAUCGAAAAGUAUGUCUAGAAAAAAGAGAGAUUUAGAACCACGUUUACGGCCACAAAGGUUGAUUUGUACUAUCAUUUUUAUUAAUUUUUUUCUUUUUAUACUCUUUUACUGGUUACUAUAUGUAUAUCUACACAAGAAUUACUACAGUCUCAACAAAAGUAGUUGGGACACUUCAACCCAACGCUGUUUUUUUACUUUCUGGCCCGUCUCCUCGUCCUCCCAAUGUCCCUUUUUGUUAGUUUUAAUGUACUCAAUUUCUUAUUUGAGAAAUUGUCAACGUUAACCUCAUGUUCCCCGUUUGCCCUAUUAACUUGAUUAUUAAUCUCUUUCCUGUCUCUGUACCGUCAAACACACGGCAACUGAGGCAGCGUGGCCGAACGGUUAGUGCGCUACAAUUUCAAUCCGGAGGUCCCGAAUUCAAUCCACUCCCUAACCAACCUCGUUCCCAGGGUUCUCUCUUGCCCGUAGGAGAGAAGCCUGGGAACGAGGUUGCGCCCUAACCUGUGGCUGGGUCCCGAGAUCAACUCCUCGGUCACCGUUGUAAACAGGCAACUGAUCUGCCUGCGGCCAGUUGGAAUUCUUAAAGGAGCUGUGUCACGAAAUUCAGCCAAAUUAGGUUAUUGUAAGAUGCCCGUUAAAUUAAAAGAAACAUAAAAAUAACCGCUUAAAACAUUAAGGUGACUCGACCCAGUUUUUUUUAGGGGGUACCAUCCUACUUUGAAGCUCUCUGGUAUCCCCACCUUUAAAUUUAUCGUAAGUCUAACAUAUAGAAUGGAUAACAUAUAGAUCAAUCUACAAUAUAACAUAAAAUUUUUGGCGAUCGGAGUAAAUGUCACGUGGUUAUACUGCCACGCCCCUUUGAGGUCUGAGUCGAAAAUCUGCUGUUGCCGGCAUUUUUUGGUGAAAAUCUCUCGGCUUCACAUAGUGCGCAUUAGUGCCUUGCGCUGAACAGCGUUUCACCAAAAUCGCAAAGACCCAAUUCGAGAAAUUCAGCGGUUUCCAAAUUUAGGUCAUAAUUUAUGCGAAAAUGAUAAGCAAACUUUACACGGAUUAUAUCUAAUAAACUAUGAGCUGCAUUUUGGGCAUCCUUAUAACAGAUGGGUCCUUGCAAGUCAGCAAAACAAUUUAGGGCCUUGUAAAUGCGCGCGAUUUCGAGCAAAGCAAACAUUUAGAAAUUAUAGUUUUCGCUAUUUGUUGACGUUUGUCAGCGUUUAAGAGUCAAUCUCACGAAAAAAGCAUUUUCUUAAAAAUUCGUAGUUUUUUUUUCCUUCAAACUUUUUCAGGGCCACAAUUGAUUACCUAACAACCCGGACUCUGAAUUUCAUGGUCAUUGAAAAACUGUGACAUUAUCUUCUAUAAGCCCAAACUUGAGUAAACAUUGAAGAUUUUAGCGUUUUGGCUGAGUUUGUGCUUUGGGAGUUGUCUAUUGUUUCUAGUCUGUCAUUAUACAGCAUUCUUGUUCCGCACGGGUGCAAUGACCGCGCUUGGCUGACUUAUGAUUAAAAAUUGUGAGUUAAACCUCUACGUAUCACGCGAUGGCCUGUCUCACUGUACCAAAAUUAUCAUAUUUUGGUGAAACUCUGUUCAGCGCAAGGCACUAAUGCGAACUAUGUGUAGCCUAGAGAUUUUCACCAAAAAAUGCCGGCAACAGCAGAUUUUCGACUCAGACUUCAAAGGGGCGUGGCAUUAUAACCACGUGACAUUUACUCCGAUCGCCAAAAAUUUUAUGUUAUAUUGUAGAUUGAUCUAUAUGUUAUCCACUCUACGUGUAAGACUUACAAUAAAAGUAAAGGUGGGGAUACCAGAGAGCUUCAAAGUAGGAUGGUACCCCCUAAAAAAAACUGGGUCGAGUCACCUUAAAGGAAGGUUAAAAUUACGCAACAGAUACAACAGCUACCACGGAUGGGCAAUACUGAAGAAGAUUGAAACGGAUUGAAAUCAGGGUUUUUGAAAACUGCCCAGCCUAACAGUUUUUCAAAGUUUAUCUCUGCUGUUUGCAGCUUCAAAAAUAAUGCUCAGGGGACAUGUUUAUUUGUCUCUUAUCUCUUAUUUGUCAUUUACAUGUAAUUUGUUUGCCUACUUUAAGGGCGAAUAAUUGGCAAAAUAAAACAAAAUGAACUGGACUGCGGUGACACAGCCCCUUUAACCUUGUGAGCCACAAUGAAAGCUAUUGGUUUACCAGUACAUGCAAUUGUGUCACUCCAAAAAGGUUAGUUUUCAGCUUCUUAGCAGAAUGUGCUAAUCUUCAUCUCCAGAGAAACAUGAAGACCAGUGCCCUGUUCUGAACCCCACCCCCAUGUGUGCUUCGGUCACUGGCUGCUCAAAUCACUCAGAAUGUCAAGAGGGUGAAAAAUGCUGCUUGGGACGAGACUGUGUUCGAACUUGUGUGGCUAAGGCCAAACCAGGAAAGUGCCCCGUCAUCAAGCGGUUACCUUGUCCUUUGAUUCUCAAGCCUGAUGAGUGCACCACCGACUGGGACUGCGCUGGUGAUCUUAAGUGUUGUUCCGAUGGAUGUACUAAAGAAUGCUCUUCUGGGUUUCUGACGGAAAAGAGAGGUGGGUUGAUGUGUGUUAAAUAGCAACUCUCAGGAUCUGAUUAAUAAUUAGCCUUUCUUUCUGCUAUAGAUUUUAGUGAACAAUAACUGAGAGAAUUCGGGAUAAUAUCAAUAAGUUAUCAUAUGGCUGCUCAUUUUGCCUACUCUCAUCGCCUUUCUACUCGGCAAUCUAUUUGAUAUUAUAAGGAGAAGUUAAAUGUCAAUCAUUUCUAUGAGUUAAAGGGUUAAUGGUUAUGUGUCACUCAGUUUGGGCAGUUAGCCGCUAGAAACUGGCCUCUUAGCUGAGUGAAACAAAACUUCGCAAAGUGGACAGAACUGUUGUGGCACGGGGCGUUACCUUUCAAGCCGUAGUCAGACAAAAACGCAGUUUAUUCAAGUGUCAAUGUAUUUACACGAAAGUGCUAACUGAGGGCACUGUUUUUAACGUCUCCUACGUUGAGAUGGGACCGUCAUUUCUACGUGCUCAGCGCUAUCCACGCCACAGAAUGUCUAGCCGCUUGUCAGGUAAAGGUCUGAUCAGAGCGGACAUAGCCUGCGUAGCAGGCGCUUGGAAAUAGUGGGCGAAAGAGAGAACGGGCGCGCGCGAGGGAGACACGCGAGGCGUGUCUCCUUCUCGCGCGCCCGUUUUUUCCUGUGCCCACUACUUCCAAGCGCCUUCCACGCAGGCUAGAGCGGACAUGAACCUAGGGAAUCCAUCUGGCAAGGCCGAUGCCCUUGCCAUUCGGCAUUGGUGACUCAUAGUCGUUUCCAUAAAGCGAAACCCAAACUUAAGCAGCCACUUUAUUUUUGUCUUCCUUAGCUUCAGAGAAUCCUUGCAAGUUUUCAAUGUGCAGAUAUCCUCGUCCAGUCUGCAAGGCCAUCGGAAAGAAAGCUACGUGCCAGUGCCGAAAGAAAUGCCCGAGACAUUACGAUCCAGUGUGUGCUUCAAAUGGGGAAACAUACAACAACAUGUGUUUGCUGGAAUUGACUGCUUGUUUAUUGGAGGACACAGGCAUGCCAGCUGAAAAACUAACGUACCUUGCUAAUGGAAACUGUACAGGUAGGAAUUGUGGCGGAUCUCGCACAUACUUCAAAAACUGUUUCUCUCAAAGGAUUGUAUAUCUCCGUUUUAAAACUGUCCAGUCCAAUCUUGGGGACACUUUAACACACGCGGCGAUGAAACCAGUCUAAUAAAACGAUCGAAGUGAACGAUUCAAAGCAAGUCCCUGAUAUAACUGUUUAAUCAACAAACAUUAGCUUACAUUGUGAUUGUACUCAAGGCUAUCAGUUAUCUCCCGGUUCUUUUCCUUAAGUCACGUGUACAGUAAAUUCCUGAGUUCAGAAUGUUGUAUCUAAAUUUAGGUACAAUUGCAUACUAUCUCGGCUUCUCCUUAAUUCACUUUGUAAGUGUACUCGUUAAUAGCUUUUCCUUCCCAACACUGCAGAAGGCCAAAGUAUUUCAUACAUUUCUUGUAAGAUUGAAUUAAUUCAUAAUGGUUUUCCUUUUAUUUUGUUCCCUUAACAGUGGCGCAGAUCUGCAGUCUUCCACCUGAAACAGGUCGCUGUCGAGCUUCAAUGAAACGAUUCUUCUUUAAUGCAACCUCACGUAAAUGUGAAGAGUUUAGAUUCGGUGGCUGUGAAGGAAAUGCCAACAGAUUUGACAGCGAGGAGGAAUGCCAAGACUACUGUGGAUGUAAGUUAGCUGGGAAAAAUAUUUGGACUUAAGGUGAACGUUAAUUUGCAUUUCAAUCGGCAUACUUAUAGUCCCAGUGCAUCAACAGUUCGAUUUGUAUCGUUGUCGUUCCACAGAGUUCAAACGAUGCAAUGUUGCUUUGAAGGACGAAAUUUAUUCCAUACUAUCAUGAGUGAGAAAAUACUCCUUAAUUUUGGCGCAAAUUUUCAGCGUUAAUUCAUAACUUCACAUGUAAAAAGUACAAAAUUACUUUUGCAAAGUUCCCUAUGUCUUCGUGCCAAGAUGGCGUCAAUGUUUAAAAUUGAAAUGAAUGAAAAUGCCAGCGCAUUAAAAGACGCUCCACAAAACCUAAACACACGGAAAAGCAAGAAGGAUCAAUUCACAGAUAUUUUGUCGGAAAAUUAUGAACUUAAGUCAAAACGUACGCUCUAAACUUUUCAGUUUGUCAGUAAGUAGAGUUCUGAAUUCGAUAAACAAAUCAAAAACCCACGAUUGUGAGAGUAAUUUGUCACCCAUGCUAUAAAAGUAAAGGCUAGGGAAAUUGUUAGGAUUUAGACAAAACGCGCGCGAAACUUAUUCCUUUAUUUCACUCGUCACUCUGAUUACGCAUGCUUAUCUUAUUUUCAGCCUUGAAUGUGUGUGAUUUGAAGCCUUGCCCUGAUCCGUAUGCCCGCUGCAGUAUUUCUGUCUCUGGAGAGCGUCAGUGUUCGUGUCCACAGAUCUGCACAGCAGAUUACAAUCCAGUGUGUGGAACUGAUGGUCAGACGUACAGCAAUGAAUGUCAAAUGCGAGUCGCAGCCUGCAGCCAUGGAAUGAUGAUAAAAAUCAAAUCCAGGGGAAAAUGUAAAAGUAAGAGUUGGAUUUUUGCACUCUAGCUGAGAGAAAAUUAACAAACUGAUGCCAGUUGUUUAUGUGUUUGUCCUCUUACUGAUGAUCAUUCGAGUCAUAACAUUGUGAAAUUGUUGUGAAUCUUUGAGACGCAAACCGUGUUUCUCAGCCAGGAAUCGCUUCAUCUACAAAACUAAAAAUAGUCGUUUGAGCCUAGCAAAUCAUCAGGGUUGUCAUUAACAUUUUAAGUUUCUGGGUAUAUGCAAUUUAUAGGCGGGAAAUUGAACAGCUAGUUUCAUUUUUUUUUUUUCCUUUUUGUUUCCUCUCCAAGUAGCCGGGAGUCGUGCUCAUAGUUGCUAGGGGCCCUUAGUGACACCCCUGAAUCAUACUAUUGUUAACGAAGUGCGAGGUCUGUUUUUUACUUUGAAGAUGCCACUUAGUCUUGUCGUAAGCUUGGCAAACUAUGAGCGAGUAAUUUUCACUCUCCCGAGCGGCACCUCCAACAUUAAAACGUAGUAUUCGAGUGAAUCAGUGGAAAGAAAUCAAAACCGAAUUACUUUUUGCAAUUUUUCGGAGGCAUAAACACGUGGCGUGAAGUUUCAAGUUGCAAUCUUCUUAGCCUGAGAAAACACCUGAGAUUUCGCGACGCCACGAGUGGUUUCCCCACAAAAUAACGACUGAGAAACGAGUACAAAAAUUUCAUACUGAUGACGCGUCACUAUUCAGAUAUGGGAAGUGCUUCUGAUUGGUUCAAAAUUUGCUUCAAACAAUCAGAUGUACUACCCAGAUCUGGGUAGGGACGCGUCAUCAGUUUGGAAUUUCUACGCUCUUUUCUCAGACGUCAUUUCGCGACGGUGGCGUCGCGAAAUCUCGGGUGUUUUCUCACGCUACAAUCCUUUCCCUUGUCUUUCUCCUAGAUAGUUUAAUAGUACUUAUAUACAGUUCCGUGUAAACAAAACAGGAGUGUUGUAGUUUUGUUUACAUACCUGCAAAUAAUUAAUAUACCGUAAAAUUCCGAAAAUAAGCCCCUCCAUGUAUAAGCCCCUCCAAAUAUAAGCCCCCCAAACCGGUAACGCGAAAAACCCUCCGUUAAAUCGCCCCUCCAAAUAUAAGCCCCCCGGGGGUUGUACUUGGAAAAUUGCCCUCAAAUACAAAGUAAAAGGGUUAAUUUACUUCCAACUAUAAGGCUAGCCCAAUCGAUUUUGAAACGCAAAUUUCCCUCCGUAGAUAAGCCCCUCCAAAAAUAAGCCCCUCAAAAAGGGCCUUUGAAAAAUAUAAGCCCCGGGGCUGAUUUUCGGAAUUUUACGGUAUCUUUAGUUUUUCCAUACUCGUAAGAGUGCCCUUAUAAGCUGUCUGCUCCUACAAUUAAUUACAAGAAGACAUGGGAAUUGUGUUGAAACAAUUGUAUUAUCUAUUGACGUGCUGCCAGCCAUAUGGUUUGCUAGGAAAUCUACACAGUUGGCUACUUCUCACACUUCUUCUUCUUCUCCUUUUUCAUCACAGACAACCCAGGCUUCUGUCCUUCUGUGGACCCACGGGUGUGCUGGGAUGGUCAUGAAGAUGAAUGUUUUGAUGACGCAAGCUGUGACGCAGAUGAAAAGUGUUGUCAUGAUGGCUGCAAGAAGAACUGUAUCAAACCUUUAUCAGUACCAAGGCGUGGCCCUCCCCGACCAGCUCUACCACGUAAGUAGUGUAGUGUGUGCAGUAAACACCCGCCUGUAACAACAACAAAAUUGGUUCUUGUAUUUUGGGAUACGUAUUGGCAAUUAAGGCCAAGUAGGUUCUUCAUUUCUAUGAAGGAGAUGUAGUUGUUGGCUACCAGAAAAAUAACGAAACUUGAGUUUGGUUCAGAAAUAUACAGUAAUUAUUCCCAACUGUUCAUUACAAACCUCCUUUAUGCAAGGCCCGUGAAGACAAUUACAGUCUGUGCUUCUUAUAAACUUGUUUUCGCUGUAGGAAUAAGAGGAAUACUUGUGUUAGUUAUUACAGUUUGGUAGAGUAUUUUCUUGUAAUAUAAAUUUGCAAUCUCAAAUUCAACUCGUUUGUUAAGAUGUUUUGCAUAAUUUAACUGAAACCCAUAAAUAAGAACCUGCUUGAUCUUGCUUGGUUAAACAGGUUCUUGUAUUUUUGGGUAUUAAAGUGGCAAAUUUCUGCCAGGAGUCCACUAGGUUCUUAUACGCGGGGUGUACUGUAUCAGUAGGAACCUGUUUAACCCGUUAAGCCCCAAUAUCCACAUACAGAUUCUCCUCACUGAUUUCCAUACAUUUCCUUGAAUUAUUAGUUGGGAGAAUUGAUAAUCAAACAUUUUUUCCUUUGGUGAUCAUUUGAUUGAUUCGCAUCACCUUUUUCUCUUAAUGAUAUAUGGAUAUUGUUGAAAUAAAAUUGGUGAUGGUUACUCUUGGGACUUCAGUUAAAAUUGCUUUUUCCUCGUAAGUUGACAUUUCAAUAUGGUUAACUCUGCGAACUAACGAUAAUUUGCAGUAAGAAUAAUAUUGUAGUAUAAUAAAGUUUUGUGUCACCCGAAGCAAAAGAUAAGGACUUAGAUGGGGAGGAUAGUUGUUAUAAGCCUCUAAGAGCUCCAUGCUAAGCCAAAGCGCAAGACGCUAAGUAAGGGGAUGGCGACUUUUGAAAGUGACGACUAAGUGCGAAUUAAGUUGAAUUCAACAUACACAGCAACGUAUAGCUAGUCACCUUAGAGUGUUGCAGCGUGGAUGAAAAUACUUGUCACGUGACGUUUUGAAGCGCAAACCCCAGCCCGAGGCUAGGACUAACCCUAACUGUUGAACUAACUCUCUUGAAGGUCAAAGCACCAAUACUUAUUUUGCAAUCCCAAGAAAGCCCCUUGGUUAGGGUCAAACUGGCCCUUACAUUUCCUGGGGGUGUCAAAUAUUUAGGUCACGUGAUGAAAAUCGUUAACUUAAAAAGAGAUAACGAGCUGUACCUUGUGCGACAGAUUAUAAUCACGUUAUAACGUGCUUGUUUAUUGAAGGAAUGGUUCCGCACCGUUUACACAAAGUUUCUCCCGCUAAAGACCCAUGUAAAAAGUGCAAGUUCCCAAAGACCUUUUGUUCAAGGGAUAAGAAUGACACAGCGGAAUGCUUGUGUCUACAAUUUUGCACUCGGGAAUUUGCACCAGUCUGUGGCACGGAUGGACGUAACUAUAGCAACAAAUGCCAAUUGGAAGUGGAAGCAUGCAAACCAGAGAACAUUCGCACCUUAAAGGUUAAACACCCUGGACCGUGUGGUAAGUAAUGGGAGUAAGCUACGGAAUAUCUAACAAAACGAUUCCAUGUUACCGCGCGCUUGUUCAGUGAUAGAUCAUAGGUGACGACAAUUGGGGUGAGAACAAACAAUGUGACAAGCUAGCCGUAGGCGGUAGUCGAAAGUUGAUUUAAAAUUUAGGCAACCUUGCUUCAUGGGUUCUUCUUUCGUUUCUUGUAAACAGCUCCUGUUAACCUUCACUACCUCAAUACCAAAUUAUCUCGCAAAGGUUUGAAAACUGCGCGUCGUGUUGAACAAAAUGAAGCUAACGUCAAGUUCCGUAGCGAGUAAGGUAGACGAACUGAACGUAUUCCAGGAAUGUUUGUUGUGUUACGAGCAGUCAAAACAAAGAUCAAGACACGCGAGCAGGUCACAAGAACAGGGUUUUCAUUUGAGGCCGGAGGCCGGACGUUUCGUCCGGUCGUUUGCCAUUCCACGUCCGGUACUUUGAGAUCAAUAUUGGCGAUUUUUUUUUACUACUGUAUUAUAUAUUUUUCUUACUAAGGCAUCUCAUGAACAUACUGACUAGAGGAUAACAGAAUAAUCAAUUACAUUCUUCAAAACGGCCAUAUAACUCUUUUUUCUUUGCUUAUUGAGCGGCGGGAUAUUUUAUUGGUUUCCCCUCUUCAUUUAAACGGAAUUGAAGUGACUAUUUCGUUCUCAUUCCUGCUCGGCCAAGUCUUGAGGGAAAUCCCCAGGUAAAACAAAAUUCUGUUGUUGCCAUUCUCCCUCCCCCUCCCCCUACCAACUGACCAUUUUCAUUCAGUAAUUUACUUUUUAAAGAGAAUUUUAGUGAGCGCCAGCAUUGCCUAGGAAACUGUUUCCUUGGUUCCAGAAACGCUGGAAAUGGCGUUUCUGAGUAUUCUAUUUUAAAAAUUUCCUGGGGGAGCAUGCCCCCAGACCCCCCUAGGUGCUUGCGUCUUCGGCGCUCGCGACGCGCCUUACGGCGCCAAGAAAAAAUUCACGUCCGGUGCUUUCAGAAGUAUGUCCGCUACUUUACAAAACAGUUGAAAACCCUGCGAGAGCACCAACUUAUUAACGUGGUUCCUUGCUGUUUAGUUUACUCACGCCUGAUUAGCUUUGUUCUUGCAAUAUAACGUACAUUUCAGAAAAUUGUUUAUGGUGUCCACGAUUUUGUCGGUUUGACUGUAACACUGUUUAGGGAGGAGUGGAGGACUGUAUCCCCAUACCAACACCCACCAUAAAAACUGUUGAACUGUCUUUAGUAACUGCUAAUACUAAAUGAAAAGGACAACCCUUCUGUGACUUAUCCCCUCAGUUAUGUUAAAGAAACGUUUAUGAAUAUAUUUUUCUUUACUCAUCAGUGUGUGAUCUGCCUCCUGUUGGAGGACCGUGCUUUGGUUACAUGCCACGAUACUUCUUCAAUGUCACCAAAAAACGAUGCGAGAGAUUCAUUUACGGGGGUUGCCGAGGAAACGGCAACAACUUUGAAACCGUUCAAAGCUGUGAGGACAAGUGUAUAAGUGAGUAAAGGAAUUAUUACAAUCUAUGAAGUAAUUUGUCUUUUGCUGUUGUCGCAGAACUGACUUCAUGUAAUCGCGAAGGUUUAAACGGGAAGUUCGACCGUGUUGUGAAAAAACCUUUCAAUUCCACUCUUGCCUGUUAAUAGUAGUCUAUUUGUAGAAGCGCCUCCUAAGAAGAAGCAGUCUUAUGGUCUAAUUAUCUCUUUCGACAGGUCCGUGCAAGAAUUACAGGUGCCCCUAUCCUCGCACGCGCUGUGAAUUAGAAGAAGGUUUGCCUGUUUGUAAGUGUCCCGUCAUCUGCACAGCGGACUACCGUCCAGUGUGUGGAACAGACGGCAAGACGUACGCAAACAUGUGUGGUCUAGAAGCUGCUGCCUGUCAUACUAAACAUUUUAAACUGGGACUGAAACACCUCGGAGAAUGUAAGUUACUUAUACAAGAAACAACAACGUAACGUUCAGUCGAGGGGGGUAAGGCGUUUCCAGCGUGAUAACGAGUUUUAUCAUCAACAAUGACCACGUGAACAUGUGGGAGACCUUCUCGUGCACUUUCUCGUACUCUUCUUUUUACUUGACAGUACAUUGUUAAGGUGGCUCCCAAGAAUGAGUUGGCCGUGCACAGCCUGAGUAAUAGAAUAGUGCGAACUUUAAAAUCCGCGCGACGUCCACGCAAAAAUAAAACAAACAUGGUCUCUCAAUUUCGGAAUAUUUCCCCUAAAAACCUUUAUUGACUUUCUGUUGAAGCUCAUUGUGCAAAAAGGUUCGUUAGUGUAGGUCAAACAUUUAUGAGAGGAGACAAUGUUAUACCGGUUACAAGUCACUAUCGAUCUCCAUCUGAGAGUAAAUUGUCUGUAUAAACGAAGCAGAAACUUUCCAAAGACAAAUCGCAAAGACAAAGUAACUAGAUUUCCUUCUGUAACGUAUGCUAGAUAGCUAGGGUUAUUAGUAAAUACUCUAGGGAGCCACCUUAAGGUGAUGUUACACGGGACGAGUCGCAACGACGAUUUUUAGCGCAACACAGCGUUGCAAUGUUGGAACAGUGUUGUCACUAUUCGAAACAAUGUCGCAACAAUGUUGCAACGCUGUGUUGCGCUAAAAAUCGUCGUUGCGAAUCGUCUCGUGUAACAUCACCUUUGAACACACGUAUCGAGAACGCGAACAAGACGGAAAAAAAACUAUUAAAGGGAAUAGUCCUUUUUCAGUCAUAUGUUAAAUUACUGCUGAAUGAAAAAGCCAAUGACACAAAUACCGGCAGGAAGGUGCCUAAAAUGUGAAAUGAAUAAUAGACAGUGUUGUAAAAAACAGGUCGGCUUCUCCCCGGAAUUUGUGAGUACCGUAUAUUCAUUUCAGACGGAGGCCAGCCCUGUCCAGUAAAACUGCGACUUGAGUGAUUACAUUCAGCAGUCAAAGCGAACUCGAAACUGGACUAUGAAAUUUUAAAACAGAAGUAGACGAUAAAUUCAGAACUUAAUGCGUGUUACAACCAGCUAAGCCCAUUAUAGAUAUGAGAAUUUACACAUGCUUAGUAGCUUCUUACUUCUGCUCGUACUACUGGCCAUUGGUAAACGGUAAACUUUCUGUUAACACAUAACCUCGCCAAUUGAAAAUUUUGAAAAAAUCGAAUUAAAAAAAAAGCUAGUGGAUGCUCAUGAUAGCAGGGUGAAUCUACCAAAAACAAACAUGCGUGUAGAAAUUGUCAAUGUCGCUCGUUUUUCAAAUUUACCUGUUCAGAAAACUAAAAAGACAAAGGGUCGGAAUUUCUAAUUCAAACGUGCCAUUUAUUUAUUUAUUUAUGUCUGUCUUUGUUGAUUAUUUUGUUUACUUUUUGUUCAUUGUUAGGCUUGAGUGUCAACCCGUGUGAAGGAUUUGUAUGCAGCCACCAGGGCGAAAGUUGUGUUGUAAAGCACGGCAAGGCUGCGUGUGUUUGUAAUAAAGUAUGUACAAGAGAAUUAGAGCCAUACUGUGCAUCGGACGGCAAUACAUACUCUAACAAUUGCACUCUGCAAUUGGCCGCGUGUGAAAGUGGAGUAUCCUUAACAAUUGUACAUCCGGGAGAGUGUGGAGGUUAGUAUGACGAAAGA